Messenger RNA from Brassica napus (rape), 5763 nucleotides. Its product is annotated as F-box/kelch-repeat protein At1g64840-like. NCBI's taxonomy places the organism in Eukaryota, Viridiplantae, Streptophyta, Magnoliopsida, Brassicales, Brassicaceae. The record is from RefSeq and is a predicted model, not a curated record. The coding region runs from base 4036 to 5232 and encodes 398 amino acids. The transcript has a single exon. Gene Ontology annotation, molecular function: protein binding.
UAAUAUAUCUUAACAAUAUUUUGUUUCCUUUUCUAAAAGAUAUCAAAAUUGAAAUAACGAAAUCCUAUUGGUUGGUGAAACUAGAGGUUCACCCUAGGGGGUGAACCCAAGAAUAACUCUUUCUUUAUCUAUGUAGAAGUGAAAGAUACUGACUCCGCUAUAAAGCUAUGCAUCAUGUUUUCAACUUUCGAUUGUUGGAACCAACUUUCAGUUUGUUGUUUUAUUUUAUUAAAAUACAACUGAAUAAUUAAGCAUAAAAUAUAGGAAAAUGGGUUAAAAUAAUUUGUAGAAUAUAGAAAAUAUGUUUUUGUAUGUACUAUCAUAAUACAAUGUAAUAAUAAAUUACAAAAGGAAAAUAUUAGAGAAAAGAUGUGAAAGAAUUUGUUGGUAUAUCAGGUAUGUGUAUAUAGAGGAAACAAAUACAAAAGUUGGCAAAAUACAAAGAUAGUCAAAAGAAAAAAAAACUUAACAAACAGAAACAUUGAACAUAGCGUGCUGAUAAGACCGUCUUUAUUUUUUGGUGCUAUAUAUAUCUAUCUCUUUCUCUCUUCUUCUCCAACACAUCUUACUCUCUCCUAUCAAAAUUUUCUCUUUUUACAAAUUUCACCAGCUGUGCUUAAUCUUUGGCAAACUUUAGUGGUUCCAGGUCAUACCUUUCAAUUUACCUCGAAGCGAUUCUUUUUCCGGAGAAUUCUCUUCUUUUCUGGUGUGGUUACUACCACCAUUUUGGUCAUAACAGUACUAGAUUAGAAGAGAUUUCGGCGAAAAAUGAACCGCUUCGAGGUAGAAAAAGAAAGAUUCAAUGGUUGAUUAAGUGUUUAUUUAGCAUUCAUACAUUAUAGUUAUAGUUUCAUCUGAUUUUCUUCUUAUAAUAUAAUUGCAUAAAAAUGAAGAAUCUUACUUGAUACAAUGGUCGAUUAAGUGUGUAUUUAAAAUUUACACUGUAUUUUUGGAUUGAGUUCCAUAUAUUGAAAACUUUCAGAUAAUGAUGAGAUAUUUUAAAAAUAUAGUAUGAUGGGAAAACGGUCAUUUCAUACCCAACAUAUCGUGAUAUGUUCAAUUCAUAUCCGAUAUAUAUAGUCGUAAUAAAACAUACCCGAACUUUAAAAAAUUUCAAAUAACAUAUCUAACAUUUAUUUUAUUGGCCAAAUCAAACCCUAGUCGCUACAUCAGCUGACACAUCAUCUAAUUUUGAUGAUCUAGAUGCUACGUCAUCUAAUUUUACUGACGAAGAUACCACAUAUACAUGUGGCAUUUUUGUCAAUAAAAUUAGUUAGCGUAACAUCCAAAUCAGCAAAAUUAUAUGAUGUGGUAUGAUAACCAAAGUAUGAUUUGACUAAAAAAAUAAACAUUAGGUAUGUUAUUUGAAUUUUUUUUAAAGUUUAGCACGACCAUAUAAAUCGAGUAUAAAUUGAACAUAUUACAAUAUGUUGGAUAUCAAAUGACCAUUUACCCUAUUAUUGUAUGAGCAAUCUUUCAUCUUUGUUUCGUAUUUCAAAAUCCAUAUAUAUAACUAUUUUACUAACAUUCAAAUAUUAAAAUAGAUUGUACAACCAAUGAAUAUUACAGUAUUUUAUUUUUUGUUUGCAAACUAUCGACGAAGAGGUUAUUUAGUGUUGUUUACUUUAUACUUGGGAUUCAGUUCCCAUAGAAUACAAAUUUUGCAGAACCACAAAAACAUAUUUGAUAAUUAUUUUCAAUAUGAUGUAAAUACCCAUGUUUCUCGUAGCUUUUAAUCCCCCCUCCUGGUGUAAAAAUAUUAAUGAACCCUUAGUCUAGUGGUUUAACCAUAAGUAUUAACCAGUGAGCUUCCAGAAACUUUCUUAAUUUUAAUUUUUUUUAUAUAGUAUUAACCAUAAGAAACAUAAGGGCGUUUAAUUUUCAAAAGCCAUUAAACUUGAAUUUAUGGUAAACCAGGGGGUGUCCGCGCUUCGCGCAGAAUAUUGUUUGAUCUUGAGCCGUCAUCAUCUAUGUAUUUUGUUUACUUUUCUAGUGUGCAGUGCUUCUCACCAUCAAUGGAAAAAAAAACUCACCUAUGUGUAGAGCUGGAAAUUUGAAUCAUUCCCCGCGGGCCCCGCCUCGUUUGACCCACCGCGGGGCGGGUGCGGGUUGAACCAUUUGAAAUUUUUAAAUCGCGGGUGCGGGUUCGGGGCGAGAUUAUAUUGAGCGGGACGGGUGUGGGUCAGCCAAUAUUAUCUGGUAUUUAUUAUAGAUCAAACAUAUUAGUUCCAUGUUGUGCAGUUGUUUCUUACGGUGUUGUAUGUUAUUUCGGUCAAUAUUAAUCCUCUUUUUCCUUAGAUUUUGGCUAAGGUAAUUAUAAAACUGCAUUCUCAUUGGGUUGAGUCAGAGUUUAGUUGUCAUUGAUGUUGUUUUCCUCGUCGUUGGUUUGCCGUCGAUAGUCUCUGCUCGUCUUGGUUUUUAAAAUCUGGUUUUUGGUGAUCUUACUUCUAUGCUUUUUUUCAUAGCUCGAUGAUGGCUCCACGGUUUAUUGAUUUCAUUUUGUCUAUUUUUAUCUCUUUUUUUCUCUCAUCUCGUUGCACCUUUCAUCGCUGAUCACGUCUUUGGUGGCUCUCCCUUUUGCCAUAUUUGCUACUCCAGGUUUAGAUAGUGUUUUUCUCUAUAUAUGCUUUGUGCACUUAGAAGGUUAUUUAUGUUCUCAAGCUUAAGCUUUAGUUUCUCGGUGGUUGGCUUCCAUUCUCUCCCGCUCAGAUUAUUUAUCUUCUUCUCAUGUAUCUCUUGGUGUAGGUGUGAUGAGUUAGUCUUUUGGAGCUUUGGUUUCUUCUAUUCAGAGUUUUGUGGUUCUUCGCUGGCAUGGACGCUUUGUAUGUGCUUGUUUAGUUUGUGAAGUGUUCCUUAUCUUUUAGCUGGUGGUUGUGCUUCCGGUGCUUUAGACAUGCGUCUUUUUGUUUCGUGGUGACUUUGUUCUUCUGAUAAUUAUUAUUUCUCUGAUCCGCUUUUUUGGCUUUUUGCGCUGGUGCUUGAUCAUGAUCCUUUGUGUUCCGGAGAUUGAUUUGUCUCAUAUUUUAUCUUUUUUACCUUUUUGUGACAUCUGCUUAUUUUAGCCAAGACAUUCUAUGGUAAGAUGAGAUAUGUUAUCUUUUUUGUUGACUUUUUUUCAGCUUCAAACAUUUAUUGAGUUAGUUUUAAUAUGGUAUUUUGCUCUCUUUUUAAAUGACCGUGGAAGUUUUAUGUUUAGAUUAUAUAUUGCAUUCUAAUUUCUUCUUAUUAGUUUGGUCAUUUUAUAUUUUUAAUAGUUAAAUAAAUAUAUAAUUUGUAAAUUAAAUAAUAGAAAAUGGUAAAAAGUAAUAAAAUAACAAAAGUUUAUGUUAUUUUUAGUUGUGGAUAAUUUAAAUAUGUAAAAUAAAUUUCUAUUUUUUUAUUCAUCUUGAAUUUUUGUGAACAAUAAAAUAGAUUAUCAAACUUCAUACGAUAACAAUUAGUGCGAAAAAAUUAGAUAGUGCAUCAUUAGAAAAUACUUGGCAAAAUUGCAAUAAUCUAAAGAAGAAUGACCUAAAAUGUAAAAAAAAAAUAUGGAUAACACGUGUUGAAAACCCCUCAUGUCACUUAUGAGAAGAAGGAAAAAAGCCAACUAUAUAUAUAUAUAUAGAUGAACAACAAUAAGGUUUUCCAUUUUUAGGAAAUUUCCUAGUUAAUCAAUUUCUGAAAGUUUUUUUUCUUUUUUUUGCUAAAAAGUUUUCUGAAAGUUUCCUUCAAUAAAAGGAAAUUACGUUUGUGAGAAGUUAACCAAUCUCCACCGUUGUAGUAAUCCCAAAAAUCUGUAGAAAAUAGAAAUUGAGAUUUUCUCCCACUUGAAUCGUUCACAAACUAAGAAACAAUUAUCUCGGUCAACCAAUCUCUUCUUUAUUUUUCGUUGGUUUUCAAAAUCGGACCGUUACGGAAAAGAACUCAGAGAAGUCGUUACCGCAUGAAGAGCAUCACAGUUUAAAAAGUGUUUACACAUAUCUUUCUCUUUUAUCUGGUUUUAGGCUUCUUUACUUUUCUAGGGUUUAGGGUUCAAGUUUCGAAAAUAACAGUAUGUUUCCAUUACCAAACAUGGAAGAACCUGCCGCUAAAAAGAAGAGAUCAUCAGCGUUAUUGCCAGACUGGUCUCAGCUCCCUAAAGAGCUACUUGAGAUUAUCACCGACAAUGUGAACUGUUUCGAUAUUGUUCAUGCUCGCUCUGUUUGCACCUCGUGGCGAUCCACGUUUCCCUUUCCAUCUUGCCUUUUACGCUCCAGUUACUCUCUUCCCACUUUCGAUAAGCUCUCUCUCGAGACAAACGAAGAAGGCUCGUACAUCCUCGGGAAGAUCCCUUAUUUCCUCUUCAGAGUCCCAGCUCUUACUGCUGAGUCGCCUUCCGAGUAUUUCUUUGGAGGGAUAGGACGAGAUGAGUCAGAGGAGCUUCCAUGUUCUAUUCAGUGCUCAGUGAAGGUGAAGAUUCAAGGAUCUGACCCAACCUUCAUGAAGAUGAAUGAUUGCCAGAUCUUUCCUCUAGGCCAUCAGUACAGAAUGUUUGGUUGGGAACUUAAAGAUUACAGAGGUGUUGCGUUUCUUCCGCUCUACAAGGAAGGACGUGGAGGAGAAUUCGUUGUGCUUCUCAACUACUAUUAUGGAAAGCUAAUGGUGUUAACAAGUGUGGAAAUGAAGUGGAAACGGUUUGAGAAACUCUCAGAGACUUUAUGCUCGAAUGUGGUCACUUUCAGAGGUCGAUUUUACGUAUCUUUUCUUAGCAGAAGAACCGUUGUUGGUAUCGACCCUCAUUCGCUGGAGGUGACUGACCUGAUGCCCUUACCACAAAGUGGUUUAAACUUUCUGGUUCCAUCUGGCGACGAUGAGCUUUUCCUGGUUGAGGUAAUGGUACCGUCUGGGGACUUCGAUUUUAACCGGUUCACAUGUAACGUUAGCAGGCUAGAUGAGGAGGCUGGUAAAUGGGUCAAGGUCAGUGAUUUGGGAGACCGUGUUUUGGUUAUUGCACGCUUGGGAAAUGUCUCAUUCUCGGCUAAAGAGCUUCCUGAUGGGUGUGGUGUGAGUGGGAACUCAAUUGUGUUCACCAAUUGGCCACAAGAUGUAACAUUAUUCUAUAAAUAUGGACCAUACAAAGGAAGUGCGGAAGAGCUUCCUGAUGGGUAUGGUGUGAAUGGGAACAUCAAGACUGUUUGGAGAACCUCAAGAGAGAAUAGUGGGGUGAUCCUCAACACAUUUCCGGUUGUGGCUCUCCGGGUUGAGCGCUGAACUUGCUUUGGUUACCUAAGACAUUCUCUUGCUUUUGUUUUUUUUUUCAUAUCUUAAACAAACUUAUCUUUGAGUUUAGGUUUAGGUUAUGUGAUCUCUGAUGUUAGCCAUUCUUCUGGAUUGUGUAUCUUGUGACAUGGUGAUAUGGUUAAGAUAACACAAGUCGUCUUAAUAAAAAAAAGAUGUUUCAAAACUAUUCCUCACAACCUUGUUGUUACCACACAGACAGCUUUGUUUAUGGAAAUAAUUAAUCGUCUCAUGAAGUCUUUCAAACGUGUCUGGCAGUGUUCUUGGCCUGGUCAUGUGUUUGAAAAACAUCAGUUUUAGUCCCAAAUCGUAUGAAAACCUUGAACUCCAUGUACUCGAUCAGCAGCAGAUGCACAAUGGUGGAUUGUUUGGACUUCCGAGCCACCUUCAUGGCUACAACAAACAUGUAAUAAUUUACAUUGCAUUAUCGUAAGAUGUGUCAUGUCUAUCUCUUGAUUUAUGCCUUGGACUUGGAGACUAAAGUUAAGCACACAAAACUAAAGU